Molecule: messenger RNA, 1462 nt
Organism: Sardina pilchardus (European sardine)
Lineage: Eukaryota; Metazoa; Chordata; Actinopteri; Clupeiformes; Clupeidae
Product: GTPase IMAP family member 7-like
Exons: 3
Coding region: 119-1117 (332 amino acids)
Molecular function (GO): GTP binding
Source: RefSeq, a predicted model, not a curated record
AGAUGCGCAACCAUUUUGACUAGGCUAUCUUAGCUGUUCGUCACGAAAGUGUUUGGGUAGAUUUUCUAUACGUCUGGGUGUAACUUUCUCUAAUGUUAUCUAUUCAGUGACAGUUAAGAUGAGUGGGGACUGUGGGUAUCCUAGGGGAAGGUCUAGCCCUGUCGGAGAUCGCCCAAACAUGUCUGCGUUAAGGAUUGUGCUUGUAGGGAAGACUGGAGCUGGGAAGAGCUCCUCUGGGAAUACUAUUCUAGGGAGGAAUGUCUUCAGAAAGGACAUCAGCAGUGCAUCCAUCACCAAAGAGUGCUGGAAGGAGGUCGGUAUGGUUACCAGGAGGGAGGUGGUUGUAGUAGACACUCCUGGACUGUUUGACACCUCCCACUCAGAAUUGGCGGUGAAACAAGAGAUCGCUAAAUGCAUAAACAUGUCGGCACCGGGCCCACAUGCCAUCGUUUUGGUCAUCAAAGUGGGAACCUUUACAGCCGAAGCAGAACAGUCUGUGGAGAAAGUCAGAGCCAUAUUCGGCGAGGACGCAGACAGGUACACCACGGUCCUCUUCACUCGUGGGGAUGAGCUGACCGGUAGCAUUGAGGAGUAUCUGAGCGAAGCACCUAAUAAUCUCAAACGCGUCUUACAUUUGUGUGGAGGACGUUAUCAUGUAUUUGACAACAGAAACAUGAAGAAUCGGACACAAGUGCUAGAGUUUCUUUGGAAAGUGGAUAAAAUGGUUGCAGCCAAUGGAGAUGCAUUUUACACAAACUCUAUGUACAAGGAUGUGGAAAAAAUGCUGAAGGAGAAAGAGCAAGCAAUAAAGGAAAGAUAUUCAAGAGAACUUGAAGAGAAAGAGAGGCAGUUUGAUGAGGAAAGGAGAGGAUAUCAGGAAACUAUUGAAAAACUAAAACAAUCUGAGCAAGACAAGGAACUGAAAAUUAAAGAACUAGAAUGCCUCAUUCAGCAGAAAGACCUAGAGAGAAUGGAGUAUGAACGGUUUUACAAUGAAAUCUUAAGAUCUGCUAGAGAGGAAGCAGAGAAUACACAUGUCAUUGAUGCAAUGUCCAUGCUCAGCAGCAGAGAGCAGCAAAUCGCCAGCCUAUUUAAAAAAUUUCAGAUCAAGGAUUAAGAUCAAGGCUAGAAUAGAUUAUUGUUGUUUUAAUGAACCUGGCAAAAAACACAGAUUUUUUUAUUAUUAUUAUUAAAUGUAAGCAAUAGCCUAUAUCUUGUAGCUGUUAAGCCAAGUGAUAAUAUUUAGAAUAACCUAAAAUCUGAACAACUGACAAGAGGUUGCCUUUGCAGUCACAAUUUCCAUGUUUAUUUUGUCCAACUGUUCAUGACACAUCUGGGGGGGGGGAUUUAUGAUGAAAACGCUUUCAUGACAGCCAGCAGAUGGACCAAAGGUAUUUUCUUUAUUUUUUCUCUGUGUCUAUUGUAAAAACAAAUUAAUUAAUAAAUAAACACCUAUCUUGUA